AUGCGGGGCGCGAGCAAGGCCGCCGAGAGCGCGUCCGCACGUCUCUGUGCGGACGCCGAAGCAGAAACCGCAGCAACUGAUGUGUCACCUGGUGAUGCAGGCGCUCGUCAUGAAGACACUCAAGUCUUCACAGAGUAUGAUCUCGGUGUCUCAUACUCUCCCGAUACGGAAGACGGAUCCGUAUCGACGGCGAUCGAAACCAAGCCGCCUGCCGAGCGUGGCAUGGAUGAUGCUACGCGUCGUAGCAUCUCUAGUUCAUCUGACGAAUCAGAUGAACCAUCGCCGAAGCGAAGGCGCUCGAGGUCGCAAGACUCAGGCGCUCAUAGUGGUGUCGGUUCUCGUAUUGACACCACUUCGCAGCGAGGUACCAGUACUUCUGUCGGCACGUCGCAAGAAGAGCGGGACCGCAGUGUGUUGCGUCUCGCUCCCGAGAAGAAGGCAUGGAUGCCUCCAAAAUCAGUCAUGGAUCACUUGUCGGCGACGACGAGUGAUCGUUAUCGAGCACGGUUGUUCGAUUCGUCAAGGAUCCAUCACCUUGAUUCCAGUGCGAAAAACUAUCGCGCUGAGAAUGAGUUCUUCAUCGAUGCUUUCUUUAAGCAUCGAUGGUACAGUGUGAAUCACAAACGUGAUGGUCCCUCACUGCUUCAAGCGUGGAACGCCUACAUCCAUAACCUUGAGGAUGUAGGUCGUGACGUUUGGAACGACAAACUUAUCAAAGCUCGGGAUAAGUUUGAGAAAAGAACCCCGACAGGUGCACGCUAUGAGCUGCAUCGUCUGUCAAGGGAGAAAGGAUUACCCUGCCUUUCUUGGGGAGACCCGUGCCCUUGUCGUGUAAACAACUCUGCGCGCACACCUAAGGAGGCUUACCUCCUUACUAGCCCGUGGUGGCGCGUACGUAUCUCUAGUGACAUGUACGAAGGGAUUGCCAACCUGAAAUCCCUUUACGACCGUGCCGGGAAGACUUUCUCCAGCGUUCCUUCUGCGGCACAGGAUGUGCCGCGUCGUACUGCUCAACCAGACCCAGUACGUCAAGUUGGGAGCAAGGCUCCCAAGAAUCCCAGGACGGGGGAUAGCCGCGCCACCGGACGAGAUGACUCGUCCGAAGUCCGUUCAAGUCGCGGUGGUUCAACAGCUGCUCAACCUGAUAGCGCUGGCCACCGCGAAAGUCCUUCAGAGGAGGUGGAGGAGGAGGGAAGACGCUCUUCAAGUCUCUUUUAUCGCGUAGCGUUUGCGUUACGCGACGACCUCGAGCAUGAGCGGGACAGACGUCUUCAGUUGGUGGACGCUGUCUUGAAGCAUCGAGCUGACUUUGCCUUUGCUCAGCUUGAGAACGAGAGAAAUUGGACUUCUCUGCGUAAUGAGCUAAGGAUAGCUCAGGCGGAAAUUGACCAUUCUCGAGCUGAGAUAACUGCUCUUCAGACCCUUGUCGAUGGCCACCAUCGGGAGCACAAGUCUCUCUGUGAGAUGCUUCAGCGCAAGGGCAUUCUUCAUCGGAAGAAGCAGCGUACUGAUGGUACAGCUUAA
Molecule: messenger RNA, 1524 nt
Organism: Peronospora matthiolae
Lineage: Eukaryota; Oomycota; Peronosporomycetes; Peronosporales; Peronosporaceae
Source: the annotation of a GenBank genome assembly